Molecule: messenger RNA, 2050 nt
Organism: Pararge aegeria (speckled wood butterfly)
Lineage: Eukaryota; Metazoa; Arthropoda; Insecta; Lepidoptera; Nymphalidae
Product: zinc finger protein 37 homolog
Exons: 4
Coding region: 78-1619 (513 amino acids)
Biological process (GO): regulation of transcription by RNA polymerase II
Cellular component (GO): nucleus
Molecular function (GO): DNA-binding transcription factor activity, RNA polymerase II-specific; RNA polymerase II transcription regulatory region sequence-specific DNA binding; zinc ion binding
Source: RefSeq, a predicted model, not a curated record
UAGGUUGUCAAUUUUUGUUUUUGUUUUGCAAUUUUACACAGACCCGAAUAAAAAAUCGCAUCAAUUUUUAAACAGCGAUGAAUGAAAACGAUGAUAAAAUGAAAUAUGGUGAAUGCAGGUGUUGCUUUACGAUGGGUAACCAUCGGGAUCUGAUGAAAGAGUACGAGUUUAACGGCAUCCGAGAAGUGUACUAUAAAAUAUUUCUGGAGUGCUUCAAUGUAUUCUUAUGCACAAAGAUGAAUAACAACAACCUCAUAUGCACGUCCUGCGUUCUGAGGUUGAGAGAUGCGACCAGCUUCAAGAAAAUGGUGAUGGAUGCUGAACGGAGCUUGUCAAACUGUAACGUGAAACAUGAAGAAGCUGUUAUUGAAUCCACAAACCCCUCAUCGUCAUUGCUCGAAGUGGAGAUAAAAUUUGAACAAAAGGACUUCAAUACUGAAUCUAACAAUUUAGAGAGUGAUAGGAACUUUGAAGACGACUCUAUGUCAGAAGAGGAAGACCGUGAUAUACUAGAAGAAUCCACAGACUCCAAAGCACUACCGACAUCAUGCCAAAUAAAAAAAAAAAAUAGGUUAGAGAAACUAGCAUACAUUCACAAUAGUACAGUCAUCAUAGAGAACUCAAACGUCACUCCGUUCAAACCCAAAUACCAGAAGGGUUUCCCAUGUUUCUACUGCACAAUGGUAUUCCAAGAUUUAUCAAAAAUGAGGGUACAUCAACAAAAGCAUACGAAAACUGAACUCAAGACUGUAUUAUAUACACAAGGAGCUGAGGCAUUUAUAGUCUAUGUUGAUAUCACAGACUUAAAAUGUACAUUAUGCAAUGAAGAAAUUCCAAAUUUGACGGAGCUUAAAUCACAUUUGACCAAAAAACACAACAAGAAAAUUCAAGAUUACCCCGACAGAGUUGUCCCUUUUAAAUUGACAACAAACGUUUUCGAAUGUCAAAUUUGUAAAUGUGUGUUUGAAACGUUCGGUGCGAUGGACCGCCAUAUGAACGUUCAUUUCAGGAAUUAUGUGUGCAAGGAAUGCGGUACAGGUUUUGUGACCAAAAGUCGUUUCAAGAAACAUUCCCAACAGCAUAACGAGGGCAGCUACCAAUGUGAGACAUGCAAGAAAAUCUACACCACCCCCUUAAAGCUGAAAUACCACAUUGACAAUGUUCACAGAAUGGUUAAAAGGCACAAGUGUACGAAGUGCGAUGAACGCUUUACAGAAUAUUUUCAACGACAGAAGCAUAUGGAAGAUGCACAUGGUGUGGCCAAGCUCGAGUAUAAAUGCAAUGUAUGCGACAAGAUAUUUGACAGGAAAACCAGAGUGUCCAUGCAUAUGAAAAGGUACCAUUUGGAGCAAAGGGAUUAUCAAUGCGAGAUGUGCUCGUACACAUGUUUCACAAAAGCUGCAUUAAAAAUUCACAUGAUAAAACAUAACGGGGAGCGGAUAUACGAGUGCUCUGUUUGUAAAAAAUCAUAUGCGAGAAAGAGAACGCUGCUCGAGCAUAUGCGGAUACAUAAUAAUGAUAGACGCUAUGCAUGCAAGGUGUGCGGGCAGACUUUUGUACAGAAUUGCAGUUUGAAAGGUCAUAUAAAAACGCACCAUCCUGAAUUUCAUAUGCAAUAAAGUUAUAGUUUAAUUUACUACUUAUUAAAUAUUUAUUACAUUACUAUGCUUUGCGGUUUAACAAAAUUGAGCAAACCUGCAAAAAUAUUUUUGAGGUUAUACUUUAGGAAAAAAUCAUGCGAGUGAAAUUAUACGAUGUAAUGAUAAUGCGCGCGCACAUGGUAACACGAUUUUAACAGCAUGAAGGUAGUCGCGAAACCGAGUGAGAGGGGUAUAUAGUCCGGCAGCUCACUCUUUACGGUGCGCGCGCACACAGUCGCAAAAAAUACUACGCCCUGAAGUUAGCUCUAGUCGUCAUUUUAGUUUUCAAAAAAAGUGACAGUGUACACUUUCAAUUCUCAAAAUCAGCGGGACCAUUCCGGUGAUCUAAUUGAUUCAAUUGUACAAAAAUCUCAAAUUUUCCGUUAACGAGAUAACUAGAUAAUGCGUUA